This is a messenger RNA of Hermetia illucens (black soldier fly), 1608 nucleotides long. RefSeq lists its product as uncharacterized. Lineage: Eukaryota; Metazoa; Arthropoda; Insecta; Diptera; Stratiomyidae. Bases 1 to 1608 code for a protein of 535 amino acids. The record is from RefSeq and is a predicted model, not a curated record. The transcript has a single exon.
AUGGAUGGAGAUCAUGGGCCGGAUUCCUCAUUCACGAUAAACAGAGUUAUGAGAACGGUUAGUGCGGCUUUUCUGAUUUUCUCGCGUAGUGGAUAUCAUGUAGCACCACUCACUGGUAGCGAAAUCCUCCUGUUGGCUUUUAUUAACAAAAAUAAUGCAGUGACCGUACAGAACAUUGUUUGGGACAUACUGACAACGACCCGUUCCAGCAAAGUUAUCUUCGUAUGUGAAAGUGGUUGCCUAAACAUCCUCGACGAGCUGUUGGUAGUGUCCUGGGAUUCUGAUAUGUCAAACGUUGCAGUGUUAGCCGGAGAUCCAGUUCAAAUAUUCACAUACAACCCUUUCGAAAUACCUCGGAUUAGAAACUUAACAACCACCAGGAAACCUUUGAAUUUAUUUUAUAAUAAAUUCCGUGAUUUAAGGGGGGAGUCAAUAAGGGUUGUUUUCGAAAAAUUUACACCAAAUGCUUUUUUUUAUGCGAACAAAGAAGGGGAGCUAGUGGUGGGUGGAUUUAGUGGUCACACAUUUCGGACUUAUGCAGAAAAACGUAACGCAACCCCUGUAUAUCUUCAUUAUAAAACAGACGAUUACAGAACUGAAAUUUCAAACUUGUUUGAAAAUGGAUCUCUUGAAAUGGCGAUUCACAUUCCCAUUGCACCGGAAGACCGCAACUGCAUUUACAACAAUAUCGUAGAACAUAUAAAGUGGUGCGCUUUGGUUCCGGCUCCGAAGAGAGUUCCAAUAUAUUUAAAUAUUUUGCAACCAUUCCAGGAUGAUGUUUGGGCCCUCAUAAUUUUUGGGGUGAUUUAUUCAACUGUGCUGUUGCAUAUAUCUACCAAACUCACGGAGGGCAAGAGUAAUGUUGGUUUAAAAUUUCUUGAAAGUUUCAAAUUAUUCCUACGUAUGGCAACUAUUGAACAUUAUCGUAAAGUUAAUAAAAGAUACUACCUUGUUUUCUUCCCAAUUUUCUUCCUUGGAUUAAUUUUGUCCCAACUGUAUCUCGCUCAUUUGGCCAGUAUUCUUACUACUCCCAUUUGGGAGAAAGGAAUUAAAACAAUUGAUGACAUCCGAAAGGCGAAACUUCGUAUACUUGGUACUGACUAUCCACUGGAAAGAAACGUGUUUUCAGUGGAGGACAUGAAAGAUUACCACGAUCUGGUACAAAAUAUGACCGACCACGAAAUGAUUAUUUGGCUUAAAAAUUUGAACAACACAAAUGUUAUAAUGAGUUUAAGCGAUAAAAUAUAUUUGACCCUGCUAAGGCAAAUAGGUCUGCCAGAACCAAAAUUCACUGAUCCUGGAAUAUGUCUUGGGGCCUAUGGAUAUGCACAUGCAAUGAAGUUGGAAUUUCGCUAUAAAGAGGACUAUCACUGGCACAUACUAAUGGUUGGACAAGCAGGAUUCAAAGAUAAAUGGCGGAAAGAUACUUAUGUCCAAUUGGUUGAGGCGGGUUUGGUGAAACGAUCCACAGAGGGAGAAAAUCGCAUAUGGACUUUGAGCGUCGACUUCUUUGAAUUGAUUUUUGCUGUACUUACUUCAGGAUUAUUGCUAUCUGGUGUAGUGUUUAUAGUUGAGUUAGAAAUAGGAAUCCGUCAAAAGAGAAAAUAG